CCGACGUGCCUCCGAAUCUGCUUCCUGGAUCAUCGUCAUCGGCAUCAUCGUCUACUCGAGGAACAAUGGCGUUUAUUUUAGACUGCUUUGUGAUUCGAUGUGGUUGUGAACGUUAUGUUUUUUUCUUUUCCGAUUAGACCGUUGCAGCGACUGAUUUUUGUUGUCGUGUUGUGGUGAACGAACUAUGUGUUUUCCAAGUCUGAAGAGAAGGAGAGGAAGAAGUUCGCUUGAAUCCCGACUUGCAGAGCGCGCUCAGAAUUUGGUAAUUGUGGUGGAUGCCGACUGUAUUGGAGUUGUUUCGGAUGAUCGCGUGCAAGUCACUGGAGUUUGAGAUUUAGCGCGACUCGCGACUCGGAUCAUGGCGGAGGGUGCUCACACUUGUCUAGCAGGGUUGGGAGAGCCCUGGCUCAACAUUUUGGUUUCUCGUAUUGCUGUUGCAACGGUUGGAUUCUUGUGCGCUGAAUGUCGUCAUAGCUUUGUAUCCGUCGUUGACUCUUGAUUCAACUCUCAGCAUAGGAGUUGCAGGAGUCGAAUGAGUGGACUUGGGUCAGGGGAUUGCGGAAGCACGGCAGUUAGACUUGUAUUGCUUGCAAUUGCUGUGUGGUUCAUGCGUAGUCGUAACAGAUAGCGAUAAGACGUCUUUUCUCGCCUCUUACUUGCGGUAGAUAGGAAUGCUAUUUGUUAGGCCCUUACUGAGGAUCCUUAAAUAGAGAUUUGAGUUCAAUUCCCAAGCUACUUGGAGAUUCCCACAAAUUUGCACCUUCCGGGAGUAUAUAGGAUGAAGGUGAAGUUGACUGCGUGGUGCAUUUGGUAAUAGUCUGGUAGAAUGAAAGUCCAUGUUAAACGCUGGUCUCCUUCAUCCCUUUGGACUUUGCUCCGAUGCUAGCGAGAAACGAUUAUUUCUUCAGUACGCAGACAGGCUGUGUGAAUUGUCUAAUUUCCUCCUGUGAGUACUCAGGGACUGAGUAGGCACAAAAUGUGGUUUGCAGAGACAAGGUGCUAGCGAGACCAAUUCUGUUGAAGUUUAAUGGGAUCUCACUUGCUAAAGUUUGGAAUUGAGUCAAAUUCGCCAGUCUAUGGAGUACAUGUUCCCCAAAAUCCUGCUCACACUCGUUCUCGUCUCCCCGAAGUCUAGAGCCACAAAAGUUUAGGCAUUGUUACGCACACCUUAGCUAGAGUAUGAAAGCUGCUUGGAGCGUUGCUAUUGAACCCAAAAAAUUAUGAAGUGUCGGCUAGCAUUCAGACUCAUCUGACAAUUGCAUUAUUUAGCAGAUGUUUCUGUCUACCCGUCCUUCUGUUUAGCAUCGAAAUUAUCACAGGAAGCUUUGUGCAUGCACUGAAAACUUCACACACUCCUUGUAGGUUGCUUCCAGACUGGGCAAGGCGGGGCUCACCACUGGAGUACUGUAAAAUAGUCUUCUUUUCUUGUCUUUUGGACCCCCUUGUGUACAUGUGUAGAGGCUAGCGAUCAAUCCGAGUUGGCUGCUAAUGCUGACGUGGUUCUGUAGCUCAAAACUUGUGGCUGAUGUUUGCAGGUUGGUACGAGCGUGGAGUAGAGUUUGUGUUCCUUUUGUGAUGCAAAGUCGCUUUUGAUGCUAAAUAUAGCACUUAUAUCGUCAUACUUCUGCGAAUUUGGCGUAUGUUCUGGCGGGUUAUCACUGGCUAAUCUGGAGCUGGUCAGAGGUCCUAGUAAUUAUGUUCGGCGACAGUAAUAUUUUUUUUCAACCGGAUGUAGUGUAGUUGAAGGCAGGAUCCUUCUUGGACUCUCACAUGUUGUAGCCGUCUGGCAAUCCUUUAACAUCUUCAGCAAGUUUUUAGCGCCAGUUAUGAAUUUGAGGCGUCAGUCAUGAAGGAUACAACAAAUUCCGUGUAUCUUAACGAGCUUGAUUUGCAGAAUGGGGCAGCAUAUGAUCACUCGUCAUGCUGGUCCCAUCCUCUUUGGCAAUCCUCGUUAUCUAUCCGCCACCUCAAGCAUCCCACUCACUGGCACGAUGUUCAGUGUGGGAAAACCCCGCGCACACCAAGAGUAUCGUUGGGGACCAAACACCCGGGAACCCCAGGAAAAUUUGUGACGACGGAGCCGACAGGGUCUUGGGGUAGACGAAUUACGAUUCUCAGCAUUGAUGGUGGCGGUGUGCGGGGAGUUAUACCUUCAACUAUUCUUGAAGAACUCGAAGCUUGCUUGCAGGAAUUGGAUGGCUCAGACGCGCGUAUCGUGGAUUAUUUUGACUUAAUAGCUGGAACUAGUACGGGAGGGUUGAUUACGGCGAUGCUUGCUGCUCCCAGCAAAGAAAAUCCUAAACGUCCCAUGUUCACCUGUCCUGAAGUCACUCAACUCUACAAGAAAUUCGCAACUAGAAUAUUCCCUCGACCAAGGGGCCCUUUUGGAAAAAUUCGCAAAAACUUGAAAUCUCUUACGGGGCCAAAAUACCAACCGGAUGAUUUGGAUAGCCUCUUAUUGGAGUAUUUCGAUGAUAACACGUGGCUUAGAGGCAUGCUUACGAAUGUGAUCAUCCCUGCCUUUGAUAUCAAGAUCCAGCAACCAGUAUUCUUCUCGUCGGCUAGGGCGCAAGCAGAUCCGCUCGAAAAUCCGCCGUUGCGAUACGUUUGCCGCGCUACUUCGGCAGCACCCACGUACUUUCCACCUGUUAGCUUUACGCUCAUCGAUCAAUCACAGAACGUUAGCAGGGAAUUCAACAUGAUUGAUGGCGGCGUCGCUGUGAAUAACCCGACGUAUGUCGCGAUUACUCAAGCCAUCAAGGAAGUUCGUGCCGGAGGAAUGUGCUCGGAACGAGUAAAGUACCAGGGGUAUGAUGAUCUAUUGGUUCUAUCGCUGGGAACGGGAAAUGAAGUGUCGACCUUCGACUCAGACGAAGUUGCGAAAUGGGGAGCAGUGAAGUGGAUGGUGCAUGGAGGCGAAACUCCGCUGCUUGACAUGGUAUUCAAUGCAAGCUCAGAUAUGGUGGACUACAAUCUUAACAUCGUCUUCGAAACUCAAGACUCAUCUAAGAACUACUUGCGGAUAACGACAGAUAACCUUGAAGGUUCUGCGAAGUCGCUCGAUGACUCGUCGCAGUCGAACAUGGACUCGCUGGUGAAGACUGCGAAAGAACUUCUAGAUGAGAAUGUUAAAGAGCGAAACUUCAGUACUGGGAAACUUGUAGACAUCCCCCAUGGUGGAAAAAAUAGAGAAGCUCUACAGACGUUUGCCAAAUUUCUAUCCCAAGAACGAAAAGCUCGAACUAAGUCGCCUCCUUCAACGACGCAACCCGCUGCCGAGCCAGCCGCUCCUGCAAGCUCUCCACCAAUCGUAGCUCCCACAACUGAAUCCAAAUCCGAACCUAAGGCAAAAACCAACAUCGAACCAGCACCUGCCAAAAAGAAGCCCAUCGUCGACACGUCGGAAGCGACAGACUUCGCAAAGCUUAUAGGGCGCGCACCACCCAAAGACCAGUCCAAACCCAAACCCGAAUCCGGAUCAGUAAAGCCGGAUUCAAAUGAAAAGCCACCCACAGAGCCUGCUCCAAGCCUGGCCGCUGAGGCGAAAGUGUCUCAACCGGCCCCUGAUUCAGCUCAACCAAAAACCGCCGUGGAGAUGGUGACAGAAAGUCAGGUUGAGCGGCAAGAACGCGCAUACGUCACGUUCCCUUAUUACGCAUCCCAGGCAUUCUUUGACAACCCCUUCGAAUCAACAACAACAACAGCAAUACACGGCCAGAAUAUCGUCUACGACGCACCGCAAGCCUUCUAUGACCCGCAAGAGCCACUGUACUCCAAUUACUCCUACUCACAGCCUGAGUCCUACCGUGAGUCCUACUCUGAGUCUCAACCAUACCCACAGUCUGAACCUUUCUCACAGCCGUCGUUCUUAAAGUCGGCCCAUUCUGGAUCGACAUUUUCUGAAUACAAUGACUCUAACCAUAGCUCAUAUACAUACUUCGAUGACUCGUGUCAGUCGUUUUAUCCCUCAGUGCAGACUUCCAGCUCCAAACCAGCCAGUGGGUCUACACGAUACGAGGAUUAUUUCAACAUUUUCUCCUAGGCGGGAAUUGGAUGUUUCACUACAUUGCAAACAGACGUUAGUUCUCGUGUAAACAUCUGAAUCUCAGCAUGCCGAAGGCGGAAAAUUGUGUUUGGCUACUUCUUGCAGUUUGUACGAGUCCGCUCGUUUCUAAUCGAAGAUAGCGCUAAUCGCAGCUUACACUGGAUGUUUUUAUUAGUGAAGUUGAUGGGAAAUUGUUGCA
This is a messenger RNA of Physcomitrium patens, 4244 nucleotides long. Lineage: Eukaryota; Viridiplantae; Streptophyta; Bryopsida; Funariales; Funariaceae. The record is from RefSeq and is a predicted model, not a curated record.